GCAUCAUUCGGUUCUGCAGUGACCAACCAAAGCCAAAGCCACAGGGAUACCAGCUUUUACUCUUUAAACCGCUAAAUCGCUACAUCAUUAAAUAACUAUGCACAAGAACAUCAUUUGGUACGGAGCUGUGCUCCUGGUCGUUUACUUCACCCUGGUGUUUUGCGAGGAGACGAAGAACGAGGAGGCCCCGGCGCAAUUGGAUAACCAAGUGGAGGACACAUGGGAAAAUUUCGGCCGUGACCUAAUGGAGUUUGAGGGACGUACUCGCCGCCAUCGCCACCACAUGUUCUGGUAUCGUCACCUGUGGCCCAUUGCCAUUGCUUACUGGAUCAAGGUGAAAGUGGUAAUCGUAUCCUUCUUUGUGGGCAGUGCCAUUUACUUGGGUCUGCGCUAUUUCUGGCCCCAUGCCAGGUGCAACCAGGAGAUCAUCCUGGAUCAUCCUCCUUCGUCUUUCUCCCAUCACGAUCACAUUCCCUACUCUCUGGACCACGAUCACUCGGAGCACUAUGAUGCACCAUCAUCUUUUGACUCCAGCGCCAGUUUCGAGCCCUAUUCCGGAUACAGCAGCUAUGCAGGAUCGGACAUAGUCUCUGAUGUGCAAGGCGACUACCAUAACGAAUCUCCCUCUUCCUCUGGACCAAGUGGCCCAUCUGGUAUCGUGGAUACCCGUCGACGCGGCAAGCGUAGCACUGCGGAUGAGCAGGAUGAGCAGGAGGAGGAGCAGGUGGAGAUUGUGGAUGAGGAAAUUUCAGAGAGUGUGGCUCGCCAAAUGCCCGCCGAAGAGCAGAUUGCCGAUUUUAUGUUCGCCUUUUUGGGCCUGGACUCCAAGGCGUGCCGACGACGAUUCGUCUGUGAAAUGGAGUUCAGAUCCAAGUUGAAUCCCAUGACCAGCAUGGCCUUCCGCAUUGUGGGUCGCGGAUUCUUUGAGAAGUACACCAAUGCCAGGAACCCAAUGGCCAGAGCCACCAGCUUUGGCGAGUGUGCUGCCGUCAAUCCCGAGUGCGUUUUCGUCGAGAACGAGAAUGCCGAGGAAACUCAGGAGUCGGCGGGACAUCAGGAGGCGGACCAACAAGAAGCUGAACAGCAACAGGAGGAGCAGGCAGCCACCGAGGAAUCAGGAAGCGAGGAUUCGCAGAAUGAGAUCAACCUGCAGGCCGAAAGGCGACAUGCCAAACACAAGAAUCGCAAACUAAGCUCCAUUGCCGAGCACAUCUUGAUGCAGUAGAACAGCCUUGUCUAAUUAAACUAUUUAAUUGUAUUUAUUUAUUUUAGCUAUAAGAGUGAAUAACGAACACAAAUAAACUUGCCUCAAUCUAUGUAUGGAAAGUG
This is a messenger RNA of Drosophila erecta, 1329 nucleotides long. RefSeq lists its product as uncharacterized. Lineage: Eukaryota; Metazoa; Arthropoda; Insecta; Diptera; Drosophilidae. The transcript has 4 exons. The record is from RefSeq and is a predicted model, not a curated record. Bases 98 to 1225 code for a protein of 375 amino acids.